AUAUUUAAACGGAACACUCGGACGACAACUCGAGCCGCAUCCUGCAGUGGACCAAGUAGCUCCGGACGCCAUCUCUUUCUCUUUCUUCCUAAUCCUCUGCAAAAUUUGACAAUCCGCGGUGGCUACCCUUUCCCGUAACGCCAAAGUAACCGUUUACUUGGAUUAGUUCGUUCCUGGACGAUUUUCUCCAAGUAAAUAAUUUUUUAAAAAAGGUGAGAAACCAUACACUUGGAUUGUGACAAGAAAUCAAGUGUCACAUGAGGAAUAUUAUUUGUAUCGUAUUCGAAAAAGUGUCAUGUACGACACGAUAAUUUUGGUCUACAAAAAUUCAAGCAUGUCUGUGAUGUCGGGACCAAGUUACUCUGCAUAUACCUGGACUGCCCAGGGUGGCGGUUUUGGUAACCAAACGGUGGUGGACAAAGUACCCCCGGAAAUGCUCCACUUGGUUGAUGCUCACUGGUAUCAAUUCCCACCGAUGAAUCCCCUAUGGCACGCGAUCCUUGGCUUCGUGAUCGGGUGCCUGGGUGUGGUCUCCGUUAUCGGCAAUGGUAUGGUUGUCUACAUCUUCACCACGACUAAAAAUCUCAGGACCCCUAGCAACCUCCUCGUGAUCAAUCUUGCCUUCUCGGACUUUCUCAUGAUGUUCUGCAUGGCGCCACCCAUGGUAAUUAACUGCUACUACGAAACUUGGGUGUUCGGUCCACUGAUGUGCGAAAUAUACGCAAUGCUGGGGUCCCUGUAUGGAUGCAGUUCCAUCUGGACAAUGACAAUGAUCGCUUUCGACAGAUACAACGUGAUCGUCAAGGGGUUGGCCGGCAAACCGUUGACCAUCAACGGAGCACUUCUCAGGAUCCUGGGAAUCUGGUUAUUCGCUGUCAUCUGGACGGUUGCUCCAAUGAUUGGAUGGAACAGAUAUGUACCUGAAGGUAACAUGACUGCCUGUGGUACUGACUACCUCAACAAGGACUGGUUCUCGCGAUCGUACAUCUUAGUGUACAGUGUCUUCGUCUACUAUAUGCCUCUGUUCCUCAUCAUCUACAGUUACUUCUUCAUAAUUCAGGCUGUUUCAGCUCACGAGAAGAACAUGAGGGAGCAGGCCAAGAAAAUGAACGUCGCCUCCCUAAGAUCAUCUGAGAACCAAAACACCAGUGCUGAAUGCAAGCUGGCUAAGGUAGCCCUGAUGACCAUCUCUCUAUGGUUCAUGGCAUGGACCCCAUACCUGGUGAUCAACUAUGCUGGUGUCUUUGAGUCAGCCAAGAUCACUCCACUCUUCACAAUCUGGGGAUCGCUCUUCGCCAAGGCCAACGCCGUAUAUAAUCCCAUCGUCUAUGGCAUCAGUCAUCCGAAAUAUCGUGCAGCUCUCUUCCAAAGAUUCCCAUAUCUGGCUUGUGCCAGUGAGUCGGCUCCAUCUGUCGAUGCUACCUCAACGGUAUCCGGCACAGCGACGCUCAGCGACAGCGAGAAAUCUGCUGCUUAAACAGUCAUAAAGUUGUAAACAAAUGACAGGAACAAGAGAACUAAAAAUCAGGCAACGCUAAUGGAAUUUCGCAUGGAACCGACCUGGAGGACAGUAAUGAUAAUGUCUGAGAUAAAAAACAUCUAUAGAAGUUGUUAUUCAUACUUCCUACUGGAAUACUCAAAAUCCAUCAGACUGUAUAUAUAAAAAAAAUCUUAUGAAAAAAAUCAAUGAGGAAGAUAUAGUUAUAAUAACUAUUUUGCGACGUGAAUACAAUUGAUCUAGGUCGUUUCCAAGAACAAAGAUUGAAACAUCGCGUCAAUUGGCUUAUGGGAAUCAGGAUGGCGGGGGUCCGAUAAUUACAAAAGAAUGACAAAACGCAACCGCGCCUCACGUAUAGUUCUAAUGAUCGACUGAGUAGAGUUUGUCUACCCUUGAUUUUAUGAUUCGAUUCUCACCACAAUUCGAAUCGUUUACAAUCGAACGAUAGAACAUAUUCGCACGUUGAUCAUUCGUCCAUGAUACGAGGCCCUCGAACGGUUCUUAAAGGUUUCGCUAUACGAGCGACAAAAACGCCAUAUCGUCGUUCUAACCUGGCGAUUACGUCUAACUGUGUUUUAUUUUGUAAGUCUUAAUACACCAUGCAAGCAAGUCA
Molecule: messenger RNA, 2111 nt
Organism: Cephus cinctus (wheat stem sawfly)
Lineage: Eukaryota; Metazoa; Arthropoda; Insecta; Hymenoptera; Cephidae
Gene: Lop1
Product: rhodopsin
Exons: 6
Coding region: 296-1477 (393 amino acids)
Biological process (GO): visual perception; G protein-coupled receptor signaling pathway; phototransduction
Cellular component (GO): membrane
Molecular function (GO): G protein-coupled receptor activity
Source: RefSeq, a predicted model, not a curated record